Messenger RNA from Alternaria burnsii, 2223 nucleotides. RefSeq lists its product as uncharacterized. The record is from RefSeq and is a predicted model, not a curated record. The coding region runs from base 1 to 2223 and encodes 740 amino acids. Lineage: Eukaryota; Fungi; Ascomycota; Dothideomycetes; Pleosporales; Pleosporaceae. The transcript has 3 exons. Gene Ontology annotation, molecular function: lipid binding.
AUGUCACUCUCAUCAUGUUUCGGGUCGCGCAAACGCGACGACCAACAGCCGUUGUUGCCACAGUAUCGCGAUGACACAACGCUUCAGCGUGAGGUGCAUCAGAAGCUCCACUCGUACCAGAUGUGGAGGGCGCUUACUAUGGGUUUUAUGCCAUCCAACGAACAACUCAUCAUCAAUCUGCGCAGCUUGCUAUCUGCAGAUAUCCUGAAUCCAGAGAAUCCCGAUCUGAGCGAUUCAGGUCGUCUGCUAGUCAAGUUCACGAAACAAUGGCUUCAUCAAUUCAUCGACACGAUGAAUCACAAGAACAGCGAAGAUCAGAUUCAGGACUUUCUCUGGUACCUUUCCAAGGCUAGAAUCUCUGUUGAUGUCGGGGAUAUGGCGAGACGGACGACAAGGUCAAAGGCAAAGGCAGAUGCUACUGCAGCAUACCAGAGCCUCCAGACUGUCGGGUCUCUACUCCUCACCAACUCAGACUUCCGCCUUUUCCUCUCUGAUCUCAACGUCGUCGGUCGCGAAGUCUUCCGAGACUCUGCCUUUACACUGUCGAAUGUGGCGAAGAAAGCUGCAAAGAAGAUCGAGCCCUCGCCAGCAGAGUACAAGGCCCUCAAAGAGCCAGGUGCCGAUGAGAACCUCGCACAUUCCGCCGAGGAGCUGAGUGGUGAGGUCACUGAGGUGGCUCAGGUUGUUGGAAAUGGUGUGGCCAAGGUUGCUCACAGGGCAGACGUCAGCCUAGCAGAGAAGCUACAGGGCGACGAGGGUGAAUCGCUCUUGUUCCGUCUGAAGAAGACGGUCACGAACCUGAGGCAGAAGAGGGACUACAACGACUCCGUAUCUGUACUGGCACAGCUGCUGAAGCGCUACGCCAUGGCAUAUUCUCGGACGGUUGAAGACGCCAUGGGCACGCUCGAGGAGGACGUCGACACGAACCCAGCAAUGGACAAAGCUGUCAAGAAUUUCUGGACUUUCAUAAGCUCCUUUGGCGAUAAGCAAGAAUGGAAGAAACUCGAGGAUGCCUUCCACAAGGUCUUGGAUCACUCUCGCAAGGACCCCGAAUUUGAGGACUUACUCACCGACGUCGGCAAUUCCCUCCAGAAGCUGCUUACCGACCCCGAUUUCUUCGACCACGUCGACGAGAAGUUCCAGGAGCUCAGGAAGAAGGCCAAGGGUGUUGGAAGCGAGUCGUCGCUUCGCCAGGACGUUGAUUUGUUCUUUGAGCAAGCUCAGCGAACCUUUAUGGCUGUCACACAGGACGAGGACAUUGCGAAGAUGAUCAAGACAACCAUGAGGAUCUGGAACAUCCUGUCGCCCAUGCACUCAGCCACCAACAGCGAAUUGGUUCAGGACGCCAUCAAUGUGUUCGUUCCUCUGGCGGUUCAGGCCAUCCAAUAUAUUCCUAUUCCUCGCCUCGAGGUCUCAACACCCGAAAUCGACAUGCUCUUGGAGAACUUGAUCAUCGAACCCGGAAAGACGGUCAACCACACCUCCUUCCUGCCUUUCCGUUUCAAAGUAGAAACCUACAACGACUUUGAAUUGCGCAAGGCGCGCUUCCGCGUCGCAUCAAAGGCCACAUCCAAGUUCACCAUCAAGAUUGACGGUCUCUCUUUCCGUGCUGACGAAGUCGGCUUCCUCCUCCGCGCACACUCUGGUCUUCUCCGUCUCGCCGACGAGGGAAUUGCAUCCUUCCAGCUGGACGAGCGCGGCAUCGACAUCCACCUCGACGUCGAAGUCGGCAAGGAGAAGCUAGAACAAAUACUCACCCUCAAGGCCGUACGUGUACAUAUCCACAAGCUCACGUACAAGCUGCGCAAAUCCAAGUUCAGCAUCCUCGGCUGGCUGUUCAAACCCCUCCUCCGCCCCAUUGUCCGCAAAGUCAUGGAGAGGCAGAUGGCCAAGGGUAUCGCAGAUGGCAUCCAUGCUGCCAACCGCGAGCUCCUCUUUGCGCGCGAGCGAUUAAGGGCGACGAGGAUUUCUGAUCCGGAUGAUCUCAAGACUUUUGUCAAGGCGGUCAUCACGAGGCUCACGCCGGCUGAUGAUCCGGAUGUGUAUACGAGGGUGGGUGUCGAGGCGAACAAGAAGGGCGUGUUUGCGGGCAAGUAUGCGCCCGGUAGUGUUGUUAAGCUUUGGGAAGAGGAGGGGAGGAGGGCCGAGGAGAGGAUUGAUGAUUGGGAUGAGGGGGGUUGGAGGAAUGAUGUUUUUGACUUGCAUGCGCUGGCUAUGGCUUAG